CGGAUAACAUCUAUUUUCUUCUAGAUGGUCAAUUCGUCGGUUGAACACCGACUUUGGAACACUCCGACCAUCGUGCCCUCAAUUCUAAGAACCCAAAGCGUGGAGGAUAAGCACAAGUAUGUCGGUUACAGACGAGCAAUUAAUUGUUAGGCUGCGGGCGCUUCUUGGGGAGAGCGACCUGCAGACGACAACAGAGAAAAUGUUGCGGAAAAAGCUGGAAGAAGAGUUUAAGAUAGAUUUGACGGACAAAAAGCUGAUAAUUCGGAAUGAGAUCGAGAAAUACUUGGAGGAGCAAGCAGGUAGCGAUGAGGACGAACACGAAGAUGGCAGCGGGGACGGCGACGACAGCACCCCGGCCCGGGGAUCAUCACUCGGCUGUUUACUCUCGGAGCCCCUACAAAAGUUCCUUGGCGAGGAAAGCCUGCCGCGCACCCAAGUGGUCAAACGCCUCUGGGAUUACAUCAAAGCCAACAACCUUCAGGACCCGAAAGACCGACGACGAAUCUUGCUGGAUGACAAGCUGCGCACGUUAUUCACAGCACCGCUUACCAUGUUCUCCAUCAACUCACAGCUCAGUCGGCACUGCAAGACACUGGAUGCGGAGGAGCCCCGACCACGAGCCGCCAAGUCAUCCGGGGACAAGCGCCCCAGCAGCGACAAGCCCAAAUCGGGCAGCGACAAGCCCAAGGCCAAGAAGGCCAAGACCGGCGACGGCGAAGGGGGGGAUGCCGGGGAGCGCAAGAAUAACAACUUCAACAAACCGUUGCGGUUAUCCAAGGACCUUGCGAGCUGGUGUGGGGCGGACACGAUGGGUCGAUCCGACCUUACCAAGUUCUUCUGGGCUUACGUCAAGGAACAUAAGCUGCAGGAUCCUUCCAACAAGCAGUAUAUUUUGUGUGACGCCCAUCUAAAGAAAGUCACAGGCGAAAGUCGUAUCCAGGCAUUCGCCAUUCAGAAGUACUUGGCAGGUCACAUUAUCAAGGACUAG
Molecule: messenger RNA, 988 nt
Organism: Volvox carteri f. nagariensis
Lineage: Eukaryota; Viridiplantae; Chlorophyta; Chlorophyceae; Chlamydomonadales; Volvocaceae
Exons: 6
Coding region: 119-988 (289 amino acids)
Cellular component (GO): nucleus
Source: RefSeq, a predicted model, not a curated record